Messenger RNA from Acanthoscelides obtectus, 330 nucleotides. The record is from the annotation of a GenBank genome assembly. NCBI's taxonomy places the organism in Eukaryota, Metazoa, Arthropoda, Insecta, Coleoptera, Chrysomelidae.
AUGAACCCUUUCGAAUUCCAGCUCAGCAGCAGAUGGUGGUCUGUUAGCUUCCGGUGCUGGGGCCGCUGGUUCAUCGUCAGCAUUGGGGAGAUCAGCAGUUGCGAUGACCUGAUCUUGGAUAGCAGAUAUGAACCCUUCUGUCUCAGCAAACAGGUUUCCAGAGCGGAGUUUGGGAAGUCUAGGUUUCAUCAUAGGGUCCACUCCAUCCAUCAUAAAGCAAAUGAAUCCUUUCGAAUUCCAGCUCAGAAGCAGAGGGUGGCCUGUUGGCCUCCGGUACAGGGGCCACUGGUUCAUCGUAAGCAUUGGGGAGAUCAGCAGGUAAAUUUAUAG